AUAAAAGUCCGCCACGAGCUAUCUUUGGCCUCAUUAUAGAAGUGGCUGCCGAUGAGGGUGGUGAAGUGACCCACAAAUGGAUUGACCCAGUGUAUAGUGCCAGUGCAGUGACAUGAUGAGUCCGUUAGUACUUUUGCUUGCUUUCGUUCUGGUCGGCGACGUAAGGGCCAUUGUGGAACUGGACUGUAACGAUAAUGCAACAUGCAUCGAACAGAUCCCAAAGCAACUGAUCGUGAAUUUGAGACAGAAGAAGGCUGUAAAGAUCUUCGACCUGAUAACAAUCGAACCGUUGGCGACAAGGCAGGCAAGAUCGAGCCAGGAUCUGUGGACGAGAUUCCUUGAGAAUCAUGCCGUUAGCUUCGAUUUGCUGGACUACACGUUCCAGAUAACUCCUCGUGAAGACAAUACUAACGCGUUGAAUUUUGAGGUUUUCGAGAGCAGAACUGCUAAGGAUGUUUCGGAUCAGACUUCGAAGAAAUCUAGCAGUAAAGCAGAGGAAGACAAAGAAGAGGAUAAAUCUCCGAAAUUAGUUAUCAAAAGAAAGCAUAAGAAGAAAGUGAUGCAAGUCCUCAUCCCUAUGCUCUUCGGUAUGAAAUCAGCCGGCGCUGUCAUAUUUGCCUUCACCGUGGUGGCUGUGCUCACCAUCAAAGCAUUCAUAGCCAGCAAACUGGCGCUAAUGGUCACCGUCGGAAUGGCUCUGAAAAAACUCUACGACUCCUACGGUGUAGGUGUCGGAUUACAGAACCAUCCUUAUCUGUAUUCCCAAUAUCCGAUCGAUUUCCCAAGCGCCUCAUCGCACGCGUACUCCAUGAAUGGAGUGAGCCCCCAAUUUGCGUCCCCCGAUAUAUACAAUCCGACAGGGCUAGGGCAGUCUAAUGUUCAUGAUAUCCUUCAACACGACGCAAAUGCUCAACCGUCGCAACAGGCGCCAACAUUGCAACUAAUCAACGGCACGCGAGCUGCUGAACGAUGGGAUGGCUACCGGAGACGUCCAAUGUUCUAUGGAAGCUCGCGAACUACUUCAGAAUCCUUUUCGGGCUACCAACCCAGCCAAUGAGCUAUGCCCAGACGAUGUCAAUGCCAAUGUACGCCUUCCCACAAACUUAUAAUCCGGUAACGAUGCCCACAGGACAAUAGAAUAAAUUGAACAUACGGAUAUUAGGAUCAAGUGGACUCUAACAAUAAUAGCUAAAUGCCAAACCACCAGUGUUUCUUGAUCCUUGACCUUUUAUCUGGUGGUUUGGCAUUUAGCUAUGCUUGUAGAGCUGUGUCUUCAUUUAAUUAGACUUGCUCUGUAGUUUGUUUUUUUUGAUUAAAUCGAGACACAACUCUGAAGUCCCACCUCUUAUGAAGACUGAUUCUUGAUUAUUAAACAGCGCGAGCCCGUCGACUUUGUUAUUAUUUAAUUUAUUGUUUUUAAUUUUAAGCUCGUUUUA
Molecule: messenger RNA, 1436 nt
Organism: Bombyx mandarina (wild silkworm)
Lineage: Eukaryota; Metazoa; Arthropoda; Insecta; Lepidoptera; Bombycidae
Cellular component (GO): membrane
Source: RefSeq, a predicted model, not a curated record